GACGUUCUACGUUUAACCAGGUCCAAAGCAAAUAAAGCGUACUUGCUGGACGUUGAGUCUACAAAGGUUCCGGUAUAUUGUCACAUGACCAGUCAUGACCUUGAUGCAUGCGGAGGAGGCGGAUGGACGUUGGUAAUGAAGAUCGAUGGUUCAAAGGUAUUUAUUUAUAUUGAAAUGUUCAAACGAGUAGCUUGGUCUGUCAUCACCUUAUUUCCACCAGGGGUAAAAUAAGGGAGUCUGGAGAGGGUAGGUUUAAAAACUGUUGGCUCAAUGAUGUAUCAAAUCACUGUAAGCAGUAGCAGACAACGUAUGAAUAGAACAAUAAAAUAAGGACUUAAAGAUUUAGCAAGACAUCCAGUGAAGACCAAGAUGUGACUGCAUUACACAUGUAUUCGUCACACAGAUAAAACAGCAAAGGUAUGCUAGUAAGGUGGCUGAGCACUGUUUUGGCAGUUACUGCCAAAACAGUGCUCAGCCACCUUAUGAGUUUGUGAGAAAAAGCAAGAGAAAGGUUGUAGCUCACAAGCUGAAACUUGGCAAGUGAAAAAUAUACUGAUGAAAGAUUUUGAUUGGCAGGUAAAAUGUGACAUUUUCGUAGUUUCCAUGGCAAUAUAAACGAUUGAAUGCAAGCUUAAAAUUUCACUUUUUCUCAGUUUACAUAAAAUUCGCUCAUUAGAUUUUCCUAUAAACUUGCACUCAGCUUACUAAAAUAAAUCAUUACCAUUUGAAACUUAUUUGACCAAAUUUUGACAGACGUGUUUUUAGAUAAUCAAUAAUAUAAUUGUACUGUAAUUAUUAAAUGUGUCACAUAAUUCGUCUGUUCAACUUCCAUUUUAAAGUUCUCAUUAUUUAAAAUACCAUGAAAGUAAAAAUUCUGCCAAAUACCACAAAAUUUUGAAAGAGUAGAUUUUGAGAAAUCGUCUUCAGUGUACCAUUGCUUUUUUCGCCGCCAUGUUUGUUUGUCUAAUUUAAAACACGCGCCGCCACGCGAGUUACCGCUGACCGCCCGCAAAACUGUGUUCAGCCACCUUAAUAUAAACGAGUUCGUUGCUAUUCUUGUGUUCACAGAAAACAUUUCACUACGAAUCCAAUCUCUGGAGCAACAAAGUCGCCUUCAAUCUUCCAGGAGGGAAGACUGUGUUGGACACUCACGAGACCAAGUUACCGACUUAUUGGAACACACCGUUUGACAAGAUCUGUCUUGGAAUGAAGAUCGGUCAGGAGCUCAAGUCUGUUGUCAUCAACCAUCAAGCCAGAUCCCUGUAUUCACUGAUCGCAGAUGGCAAAUACCGAGCUACUUCACUGGGCCGUAACACGUGGAAGAAGCUCAUUGGCUCUCGGGCCUCUUUGCAACCCAACUGUAACAAGGAAGGAUUCAACGUAGUUGGUAUCCACAAGGCCUGGUCUAAAGCAAGGAUUGGUAUCCUUGGAAACAACGAGAACGACUGCGGCAACUGUGACUCCCGUAUCGGUUUUGGCACCGGAGGGACGCACGAUGACUCCAACACGUGUGGUAACGAAGCUAGUCAUGGUGGAGAUAAUGGUGACCAACACAUCAAAGCGAUGGGAUACAUCUUGGUUCAAUAA
Messenger RNA from Porites evermanni, 1587 nucleotides. The record is from the annotation of a GenBank genome assembly. Lineage: Eukaryota; Metazoa; Cnidaria; Anthozoa; Scleractinia; Poritidae.